UGGACUGAAAGUUAAAGUCAAGUACAGAAGAAACGGAAAACUGCUCGACAAAAGGCAGAAUCAUUUUGUGUUAUUUGUGAACUGUGUAAUUCUAAUUUAUUUUCCAAAAAACAUUGAUACCAUAAAUCACUUGAGUAUUUAUAAUAUACAAUGAGUACUUCCACUACCAACAAAAAGAGAUUGUGUUCAUUUGGCUUCAACUGAACAUUACUGGCUCCUCCACGUCGAGAGGAGCCAGAACACGUUGGAGGGACUAUGUCUCUCGGCUGGCCUGGGAACGCCUCGGGGUCCCCCCAGAGGAGCUGGAGGACGUGUCUGGGGUGAAGGAAAUCUGGGAGUCCCUGCUUAGACUGCUGCCCCCGCGAUCCGGCCCCGGAUAAGUGGAAGAAAAUGGAUGGAUAGAUGCACAUUACAGGUGACAUCACACUCUCUCUGUCUUUUACAUAGUCUAUGCUCUCAACACUGUUUUCCUCUGGCAAAAACUGGAGAACGGCCUUUCAGGUUCACCAAAGACAGAGAGGAAUGAUGCUUCAGUCCAAACCCAGGGAACAAGAGGCUCAGUGAAGGAGGAGGAGAAAGUGUGGAGAGGAAAGAGGUUUUUAUUAGUGCAGAUCUGAUAGAGUCGAAGAGCCAGCCUCAUAGUCCAGGAACACACCCACUCUGAAGGAGGGCACCUCUAACUGGGACCUACUUGAGGGGACAUCCAAAUUAAACACAUUUUCUGUUGCCGUUGUCCAUUGUCCAACAAGGAAGUAAAAAAAUAAACUUAAAAAGAAUUCAAAACUAGACCAAACUAGUAAAGAUUUUUAGUCAGAUCUUAAAUAUAAUCAUGUUAAUGUUGUUUUCGUGAAAUGAGUAGGCUAAAGGUUAUUAUUGUUAUCAUUCUUAUAAACUGGUGUGACAGGAAAAGCAGUCAGUGAUGGCGCGGCACUGUGAUUCAUAAAUUAUACUAAACUUAUUCUGUGACAUGUUACACUUGUUUUAGAUACUAGAUGUUGCUUAAAGCUGCACUCUGUAACUUUCCUGGUGAUGGACAUGCCCUGGGCGUGCACUGCUAACUGUUGGCUCUGCUCUGUCUAAGACUUUUUCAGACUUUAAUCUGAUCUUUAUUUGAACACAAUCUGACCAUAAAGAUCUUUAAGACUUGACGAGCUGGAACUGUAGCGGGGGAGAUGAUUUGUGUUGUUAAACACGUCUCUCACAGAAAAUUACAGUCACAAGCUAGCUAGCAUUUGCCAACAAUUUUUCAGUUAGUCCCACUCACCAUUUUUGUUGAAAAUAAAUCCCUUAAACAGGAUGAAGAGCAGUUGUAGUGAUCACAUGCUCCUGACUAUGUGUGUUUUUUUUUUUUAUACAUUUUGUGUUUCUAGUGUUUUAAGACAAUCUUAAAACUUUUUUGACAGUUGUCCUCAUUGUGUCACCAUGGUAACUCUUAAACAUUCCACCAUUAGAGACAUGUAGAUCACCCCCAGCGCGAUGUCACUGCAAAAUAUCAAUAGCACACUAUAUAACAUUAUCUUUUUUGUAUUUAUUGAUUUUUUUUCGCUCCUUGAAAAAAAUACAUUCUUACUGAAAGUGUGUUGCCUCUCCACAGAUCUGACCUGUAUCUCAAACUUUGGAAAAUUAAAGAAAAAGCCUGCAUCAGUUAUCAGGAAGCAUGUGUUAACAUGCUAGUUAUGGUUACCCUCUUGGCAAAAGUCCACAACUAAAAGUCAUUGCUGUAAAUAAUUAGAUGCUUAAGUGAAGAAUAAUUUUGGACCACCUCUAAUGUUUUUAAAAUAAUCCAAUUCAGUUUUUACAUUGUUAAGACGAUAAAAAUCAAGUACAGCGCCUUUACAUUUCAUUCUUGUGAUGAUUUUGUAAAAUGGCCAGGGUAAGUGUCUUGUGCAGACUUGUGAGUUGGUGACUCCGCCUGCCUCAGAAGUGAAAGUACAGUGCGGCUGGAGACAGUGGAACAGAGACCAGCAGAGACAAGCCAGAAGAAAAACAUGCAAGAGCCAGACUUGCUGAGAGUUGUCCUGUUGGGGAAACACGGCAGCGGGAAGAGUAGCCUGGCAAACAAGAUUCUAGGAGAAGAGAUUUUCACCGUGAGCCACAGAAGCGACGCAAAGAUCCGAUGCUCGCAGACGCACACCAAGCUGAUUAACGGGCUCAACGUGACGGUGAUCGACACUCCGGGGGUCCUGGGAGCAGAGCGGGCGCACCGGGAGCGGGCAGAGCAGGAGCGGCAGUGCGAGUGGCUGAGCUGCCUGGUCCAGUGCGCUCCGGGGCCUCACGCACUGCUGCUGGUGAUGCCCGUGCAGAGGUACACACGGCAGGAGCGAGCUGUGGUGGAGCACAUCAAGACACAGUUUGGGGAAGAGGUGUUCAGAUUCACCAUUGUAGUUUUCACUCAUGGAGAUCAGCUCCCGGAGAACACAGACAUCUUGGCGUUUGUGGAGCAGAGCGAAGGGCUAAAAGAGCUGGUGCUGGCCUGUGGGGGACGCUGUCACGUGGUCGACAACAAGUACUGGACCAAAGAGCGGCAAAAGGGAGACCCACAGCGGAGCAAUGAGUUUCAGGUGAAAGAGAUCCUGGCCACAGUCGUGAAAAUGACCAGUGAAAACCAGAGGUACUUGAGCAAUGAAGCAUUGGAAGAAGUGGAGAGGGAGAUCCAGAGUGAGCAGAGCCGCAUUCAUGCUGACAGCGGUUUGAGCCUGGAGGAGAGCAGAGAACAGGCUAAAAACUCUGUCCUUGAUAAAUACAUAGACCAAGCAUCAAGAUGCCCAUCCUAUGUGAAAUAUGCUGCAGUUGUGGCCGGUGUAGCAGGUGUGGCACUGGCGGCCAUCUUGGUGCUUCCGAAAGUGAUUAAGUUUUUAAAAAAUAAGCCCCCAUUGCCACUGCCCGUCCCUGUGAUGCCCAUAGAGCUCCCCACUCUGCCAGAUCUGCCGCCUGCACCUGAAGUGGUCCAAGAGGUUGUCCCACCUGUGAUAUCUGACCUUCUGGAGUCCAUUCUGACAGAACCAGAGGUGUUGUUUGAGAGAUAUGAUCCGUUCAACCUAUUUGAAUGUUAAAUGAAGUGCUGUUCUAUUUUAAAUUCCAUAAACAUGACCUGUGCCCCCAGAGGUAAACAUGUUCAAAUCAAAUAUAGCUUUUACUGAUAACAAUUACAAUGCUGAUUUAUUAUGAAUUACAAAAAAUAAAAAUAAAAAAAUAAAAAAAAAUACACAUGAUGUACUUUAAGUUAUAAUUUGGUGUUUGGAUAAUUGGGAACCAAUGAGAAAGCAGAAUGAGCCUCACAUGAGGUUUUGGUUGCCAUGUUCAAUGUUGAAAUCCAGUUGGUUUAAAACCAUCACGCUCUCCUCGGGGUCACAUUGACCAGAAUAAAUUCUUUUUUUCCUUCCUGCUCUCUUGGGGCGGGUCAAUCAGACUCAAAAAUGUAUUUUCAAAUAAAUUCUCGCCAGAAUUGUUGGGUCUUGACCCACCCCAAGAGAGCGGGAAGGAAAAAAAAAAUAAAUCUUUGAGUUAGUGUGACUCCGAGGAGAGCGUGAUGAUACCUAAAAUGUCUCUCUGAUCUGAAUGGUCACCUAAACUCCAGCGCCUACAGCCAACCAUGAAUCAGUGGUAGUGCAGCCUCUGCAGCUCAGGGAGGGAAUUCUGGAGAUUCUGGGCUUUCACAUAAAACAUGGUCUGUUCAUGUACUGAGAAGGAGCCAAACUUGUGUGUCCUCUAUCUGCAGGUUAAGGCUCAAGCAACACAGGUUAAAUUGAGUGUGUAGUUUUUUUUUUAUUAAUUUUUUUUAACCAGUAAGAGUGCAGGUUAUAUACAGUUCCUUUAAUACCGUUAAACUAAUGCAGCAGGUCACUGCAUCUUAAAAGAACUGUGCAUAAGAUUUUGAUUUCCACAAACAUGACCUGUAUCUCCAGAUACGAGGGAAACAUCUUCAAAUCAAAUAGUUUUACUGAUAAUUAAAAAAAACUGAUAAUAAUGCUUAUUUCUUCUUAUUUACAAAAACAUCAGACAUGACAUACCUAUUUGGGUGACAAUUCAGUUUUGGUUCUCAAGAUGAUUAUCCAAUCAGAAAGCAGAAUGAGCCUCACUUGAAUCUCAGAGCAGCUGUGGUAACAACAGAAAAGAACUCAGAGUGUCGAAUGAAUAUUACACUAUAAAGCAUCUUUGAGAGUCCAAAAAACACUGCAUAAAUCUAAUGCAUUACUAUUCAUUAGAGAUUUUCCUGUUUACAUGUAAUUUUCAUAGUUGCUAAUUAGAUAUUGAAUAU
Molecule: messenger RNA, 4258 nt
Organism: Boleophthalmus pectinirostris (great blue-spotted mudskipper)
Lineage: Eukaryota; Metazoa; Chordata; Actinopteri; Gobiiformes; Gobiidae
Product: GTPase IMAP family member 7-like
Exons: 4
Coding region: 1989-3053 (354 amino acids)
Molecular function (GO): GTP binding
Source: RefSeq, a predicted model, not a curated record